This is a messenger RNA of Heteronotia binoei (common prickly gecko), 4671 nucleotides long. RefSeq names its product cyclin-dependent kinase 11B. The record is from RefSeq and is a predicted model, not a curated record. Gene Ontology annotation, cellular component: nucleus. Gene Ontology annotation, molecular function: ATP binding; cyclin-dependent protein serine/threonine kinase activity. The transcript has 20 exons. The coding region runs from base 658 to 2988 and encodes 776 amino acids. Gene Ontology annotation, biological process: protein phosphorylation; regulation of mitotic cell cycle. Lineage: Eukaryota; Metazoa; Chordata; Lepidosauria; Squamata; Gekkonidae.
CAUUUUAUAACUGGUUCUGGGUGAAAAUAGAAACACAGUCCCUAAUUUGUUUUUAAAAACGAAUGACGUGGGCAGAACCCAAGAAAUUCAAAUAAAACAAGUCUCAUGUACUUUAAGGCAUAAGUUCGUCAUCGUAGCCCUAUUAUUUAGAGAGGAGUCCUCCUCAAGCAGCCGUUACCGUCCUCGUGGGGAAUCGAACUCGCGGUGCAUAUUUCUCCAGGAAAACGACCAAUGCGAACAGAGCCCCUCCCUGCGCAUGUGUGACCACUCUUCUGCCCGUAGUUACGCGACGACUACAGCGGCGCACGCUCAGGUUCUUCCGGUUUCAAACGGAACCGCUUGGCACACAAACGAGGCUGGCUGUCCUAGAGCGUCGCAAGGACCAAAAUGGCUGCUUUCAAUCUUUUUUUGUCUCCCCUACUGAAGAGUAGGCAAAAUGGGUCACUCCAAAUUCCCCUUCGUAAAAAUCUACUCGAAAUGACGUGAGCCGCUCACGGAACACUGGCGUCCCCUUUCUGGUGUCGUCAAACUGUGCGCGCCCGGUGCCGGAAGUGACGUACUAGUUGGGCGCCGGGUUUCUGAACGUUCAGUUUCCACCAGUGGGAUUGCGGAGGCGACGGCGCUAGUGGCGGGGAGGACGUGCCUUGUCUGACGCAAAUGGGUGAUGAAAAGGAAUCUUGGAAAGUGAAAACGUUAGAUGAAAUUCUUCAGGAGAAGAAACGCCGAAAGGAACAAGAGGAGAAAGCAGACAUAAAGCGUCUAAAAAAUUCUGAUGAUCGGGAUUCAAAGCGCGAUUCCCUUGAAGAGGGAGAGCUGAGAGACCACCGCAUGGAAAUAACAAUCAGGAAUUCACCAUAUAGGAGGGAGGACUCUAUGGAAGACCGAGGAGAGGAAGACGACUCCCUGGCUAUCAAACCGCCCCAGCAGAUGUCACGGAAAGAGAAGACCCACCACAGGAAGGACGAGAAGAGAAAAGAGAAGCGGAGGCAUCGCAGCCACUCGGCAGAAGGGAAGCAUGCUAGGGUGAAAGAGAAGGAGCGCGAGCACGAACGUAGGAAAAGGCACCGCGAAGAGCAGGAUAAGGCCCGCCGCGAAUGGGAAAGGCAGAAAAGGAGGGAGAUGGCUAGGGAGCAUUCCAGGAGAGAGAGGGACCGCUUGGAGCAGCUUGAGCGCAAACGGGAGCGAGAGAGGAAAAUGAGAGAGCAGCAGAAAGAGCAGCGGGAGAUAAAGGAACGGGAGAGGCGAGCCGAGGAAAGGCGGAAAGAACGGGAAGCCAGACGAGAUAUUUCAGCACAUCACAGAACGGUGAGAGAAGAAUACACGGAGAAAGGCCGGGUCUGGAGCCGCAGCCCCCUCCGGCAGCAGAGAGAGAAGCUUGAGCAAGGAGAAAUCCGAAAGCCAGUAAAAGAGGAGAAGCCAGAAGAGAGAGACCCCCUUUCCGAUCUGCAGGACAUCAGUGACAGUGAGAGGAAAACCAGCUCAGCAGAGACGUCCUCAGGGGAGUCGGGCUCCGGUUCAGAGGAGGAGGAGGAGGAAGAAGAGGAGGAAGAGGAGGAGUCCAGCAGCGAGGAAUCGGAAGAGGAGGAGGAGGAGGAAGAAGAAGAGGAAGAGGAGACGGGGAGCAAUUCCGAAGAAGUAACUGAACAGUCUGCUGAGGAGGUGAGCGAAGAAGAAAUCAGCGAAGAGGAGGAACGGGAGAAUGGUGAUCACAUUCCAGUCGAGUCGAGGUUCGAUCGAGACUCGGUGGGGAGCGAAGUGGAGGAGGAGGAGAUUGGCGAGGUCAGCCCGCAGUCUAACGCCAUGACGGAAGGAGACUACAUCCCCGAUUCGCCUGUGCCGUCACCCGUGGAGCUGAAGCAAGAGCUGCCCAAGUACCUUCCCGCCCUUCAGGGCUGUCGUAGUGUGGAGGAGUUUCAGUGCUUGAACCGAAUAGAGGAGGGCACAUACGGCGUGGUGUACAGAGCAAAAGACAAGAAAACAGAUGAGAUCGUGGCCCUGAAGCGGCUGAAAAUGGAGAAGGAGAAAGAAGGUUUCCCCAUAACGUCGCUCAGGGAAAUCAACACUAUCCUGAAGGCACAGCACCCGAAUAUCGUCACUGUCAGGGAAAUCGUCGUCGGCAGCAACAUGGACAAAAUCUAUAUCGUCAUGAAUUAUGUAGAGCAUGACCUCAAGAGUCUCAUGGAAACGAUGAAGCAGCCCUUCUUGCCCGGUGAAGUGAAAACACUGAUGAUCCAGCUGUUACGGGGAGUCAAGCACCUUCACGACAACUGGAUUCUGCACCGGGACUUGAAAACGUCUAACCUGCUGUUGAGCCAUGCUGGCAUCUUAAAAGUUGGUGACUUCGGACUGGCUCGCGAAUACGGGUCACCUUUGAAACCAUAUACGCCUGUAGUCGUAACACUGUGGUACAGGGCACCAGAACUGCUGCUCGGAGCCAAGGAGUAUUCCACGGCUAUCGACAUGUGGUCUGUGGGUUGUAUAUUCGGGGAGCUGCUAACCCAGAAGCCGCUCUUUCCGGGGAAGUCAGAAAUAGACCAGAUCAACAAAGUUUUCAAGGAUCUGGGAACCCCGAGUGAGAAAAUCUGGCCUGGAUACAAUGAGCUGCCGGCGGUCAAGAAGAUGACCUUCACGGAGUACCCCUACAACAACCUCCGCAAGAGGUUUGGGGCGCUGCUCUCCGACCAGGGGUUCGAUCUCAUGAACAAGUUCCUGACGUACUACCCCGGCAAGAGAAUCAAUGCGGAAGACGGCCUGAAGCACGAGUAUUUCCGGGAGACCCCCCUGCCUAUCGACCCCUCCAUGUUUCCAACGUGGCCAGCCAAGAGCGAGCAGCAGCGGGUGAAGCGGGGGACAAGUCCACGGCCUCCCGAGGGGGGCUUAGGAUACGGCCAGUUGGGUGAUGACGAUCUGAAGGAUACGGGUUUCCACCUGACAACCACCAACCAAGGGGCGUCGGCUGCAGGCCCGGGCUUCAGUUUGAAGUUUUAAGCAGAAAGUUGAAGUAGGCAAGGAAGAGACAGAGGAAGCGAAAGGGACGGAUGCAUCAGCCAUUGUCGGCACUGUCGGCAAGAGCUCUCAUUUCAUUCCUCCUGUUUGGAACCUGCUACUUUUAUUUCCUGCAGAACGUUGCCUACGAGCAGAAGGCUUUCUCUCCCCUGUCCGGAAUACAAUAUGGUGUUCCAUUCAGAGGAUUGGAAUUAAUCCAGAAAAAGCCAAGAACUCUUCCGUAGCAAAACAGACUUGAAUCUCAGUUUUGAAACUUUUUUUUUCUUUUAUUUUUAAAGCUUUUUUUUUUGUUGGUGUUUUGCUUGUAAAUUUGUAGAAUAAAAAAAAAUCCCUUUUUAAUUGUUUGAAUCCCAUGUAAAGGAUAUUCCUUGGUUUUCCCACAAGCACCGGAUUUAGGGAAGGAUUUGCACGAAGCUUUAUAUGUGUGUGUGUGUAUAUAUAUAUAUAUAUAUUUUCUUCCUCUCUCAUUCUCCAUAAUAUGUUCUCUGUACCAAGGUUGCCUUUCUCAGUUUCAGUACUGCAAACUGGAAUACGAUGUCCAUGUAAGAGUCUCUUGUUUAUGGGUGGAAAUGCGGUUUCCAGCCAUGGGUUUCCAUUAUUCAUAGACAGCUGGGCUUUAGAAAGAGUGGACUGACUUGAACCCGCACCCUCCUACCAGCAAUUAUUUAUAAUGGACUGAGCAAAACCACUCUUGGCUGACUGUAUGACGUCCUAAAAGAUUUUAUGAUCUAACCAAAAAUAGUGGUGACCAUGUAUGUAUCUUAUCCCAAGGAACAGUUUUUGAUAGGUUUGUGAAAAGGGCUUAAUUUACACCUCUGAAGAAGAGAGUUUUCCAGGGGCUGUGGGUAACCCAGCUGUGCUUGAAAAGUGGGGCAUUUUAACUUCCAGAAGGUAGUUUCUAGUCCUCAUGGCUGCUUAGAUUUGAGUACCAUGUUUAGCUGAAUAAGCUCCAGUUUCUGCAGAUGUAGGGAGAGACUUUUGGGAAUCAAUGUAAGUUCCUUGUUCUCUUCUCGAUUGCCAGCAAAAACAAAUCAUGCACUACAUAACGUAUGCGGGUCCUAGAUUGCCUUUUUUAUUUACAAGUACAGCAUUUAGCUAAAAACCAAUUGUAUCUAAGCAAUCCUGAAUUUUUAUGCACCGGUCUUCAUUAGGCACCAGGUUCAAAUUUGCCAUAGUUCCUUAUUUGUGUGUGAAACUGACUGCAGCCAGUGGGGAGCACAUGAAUGCCCUGCUUGAAUUUGCAUCACAGGGUGGCUGAAGCAGCAGCGGAAGCUCCAGUGCCCAGGCGAAUUCUCCCGUUUGUACAACCAUAGCCUCAGCAGCCAAAACAUUUUUGUUUCUCAUAAAUAGCAAAGUGGGUUUUUUAAAAAGGUGGUGCGUCUUUGUAUAGUUGUAUAUUUGAGAAGAAACCACACGUGUGACUUUUGUAUCUGAAAUAUAUCCCCCUUGAAACUACGUUUUGCCACAGUGGUGGAAGAUAAGGCAGUUAUCCUGGUUUACUGCUAAGAUGUUGGACUGAGCAAGAUUCCUCUAUUUAUGUUUUGUGUGUGUGUGUAUGUUUGGAUGUGCAGAUUUUUUGUUCUGUGUCCAUAAAACUGUGGGACCAUUUCCCCGGGUUUAUUUUUCAUAGAUUAAAAAUAAUUUUGGUCAAAUUUCGGCUCAAAA